Stegostoma tigrinum is the source of this 642-nucleotide messenger RNA. RefSeq lists its product as uncharacterized. Gene Ontology annotation, biological process: GPI anchor biosynthetic process. The transcript has 3 exons. Bases 1 to 642 code for a protein of 213 amino acids. NCBI's taxonomy places the organism in Eukaryota, Metazoa, Chordata, Chondrichthyes, Orectolobiformes, Stegostomatidae. Gene Ontology annotation, cellular component: Golgi membrane. The record is from RefSeq and is a predicted model, not a curated record. Gene Ontology annotation, molecular function: glycosyltransferase activity.
AUGUUGAGUCGCUGGGUGCAGACAACGUGGCGCGCCGAGGCGAGCGGAGUCGGGGCUGGGGGGUUCCGCGGGCGCGUCCUGCCCUGUUUGAAGAGGCCGUGGGUUCAUGCCGUGCUGCUCUACCUCCUCACCUUCGGCGUCGUGCUGCCCCUGCUGUGCCAGGGACUGCGGCAGUCCCGGCCGCCGCCUACCGCUACUAUCUGCCGAAGGGCCUCGGUGAUGCUGAGCUGGGCCGUUCUGGCCCUCUACACCAUGCUGGUGGUCGAGCUGGCCGGGCGCCACUACCUGCUGGAGUGGCGCCGCCUCAGCCCUCAGCUCUACUCCCUGAUGCCCGCCACCGAGUGCUGCACUCCCGCCAUGCUCUUCUCGGCGCCGGCUGCCCGCCGGGUGCUGGCGUACCUCGGCAGCGUUCGGUGCAGGGCGGGCUACGCCAAGGACACGGCGCUCUACGCCCUGCUGCGGGAACACGGCGAGACUGCCUAUGCCCUGGAGCCCAACCUGGUCACCCACAUCGGGCUCUACUCCACCCUCCGAGGCCCCGAAGACCAGAGCCCGUUGGAGGACCGGAAGAUGAUCUGGAGGAGCAACCAGACACAACAAAGAGCAGGCAGCCAAAGACAAGAGGCGCCCCGGGAUGUGUAG